CUGUGACUGAAAGGGGGAAGCUAAAGAACAAUGGAGGAAGGGAAGCAAGUUUGCGAGGCGGCGAGUUCAGGCGACUGUGCAAAGUUAAAAUCACUCAUAACUGGUGGUGCAGAUGUCUGUUACUUCGAUGAAGCGGGUUUAAAUCCACUCAUGCACGCAGCUAAAAAUGGACACGCUGAAGCUGUAAAGAUUCUACUAGAAGCUGGUGCCCCAUGGAAUGCUUUAUCUCCUUCUAAUGUCUCUGCUGGUGAUUUCGCUAUGGAUGCUGGUCAUCAAGAAGCAUUUGACCACCUUCUCAAUGCAGGGAUUCAAGCUGAAUUGGUCUUGGGAACAAUUGCUAGGGUAGAAAAGAAAGAUGGUGAUUCUAAGGGAGAUUAUUUGGAAGAGAGGGUUAGUUUUAGUGAGGAUAAGCUGAUGGACUCUGAAAGCAAGGCUGUUAUGAUGGCUUGGGAGAAACCAUUGAUGGAGGCUCACGCAAAAGCUGUUUGCUCAAAUGGUGGUCACAUUUUGAAUGUAGGGUUUGGAAUGGGUCUUGUUGACACGGCUAUUCAACAAUAUGGACCUGUUAAACAUACUAUUAUUGAGGCUCAUCCAGAGGUUUAUAAACGUAUGCUUCAAACAGGAUGGGGUGAGAAGGAAAACGUGAAGAUAGUUUUUGGGCGUUGGCAAGAUGUUCUAUCUCAGUUGGAGACUUAUGAUGGGAUAUUCUUCGACACUUAUGGUGAGUACUAUGAAGACUUGAGGGAGUUCCAUCAACAUCUACCUACAUUACUGAAGCCCACUGGGAUCUACUCAUUCUUUAACGGUCUUUGUGGAGGAAAUGCAUUCUUCCAUGUGGUUUACUGUCAGUUAGUUGCUCUGGAACUCGGGAGUUUAGGCUACUCUACUCAGUACAUUCCAUUGCCUGUUAAGGACUGCUUAGCAGAAGAAAUCUGGGAGGGUGUGAAACACAAGUAUUGGCAACUAGAUACGUACUACCUCCCUGUUUGCCAAUCUGCAGAAGAUACAGAAUGAUGUUUGAUCCUCGGUCAAGAACAGGUAUUAAUAUGAAGGCAUGCCCGUUAAUCCUAACUGACUACUCCAGGCACUGUUUUCAGCUAAAUGUUGUUUCAGUAUUAAUUGUCAUUGAAUCCUGCAUUUUGGAGUGCAUCUGCAAUUUUUGUAACAUUUCAAUUGGGAGAUCUGCUGUGGGUUGGUACCAUAUAAAGUGAUAAAUGUUUAAGGUCAAUAUCCUUUUUUGACAUCACUGCUCAGACUUUCGGUUAGUUCUAUUACCGUAGAGAGUGAAUCUUGGUGUAUUGUGUGUGGUGGAGUGUCAGAGAUAAACUGGAAAAUGUUAGGUGGUAUGUUGAUCCAUUUGUUGCAGGUUCACAAGGUAUUGUUUUCUUUACAUUUUAAAAUAUUUCA
This is a messenger RNA of Papaver somniferum (opium poppy), 1407 nucleotides long. RefSeq names its product protein arginine N-methyltransferase 2-like. NCBI's taxonomy places the organism in Eukaryota, Viridiplantae, Streptophyta, Magnoliopsida, Ranunculales, Papaveraceae. The record is from RefSeq and is a predicted model, not a curated record. The transcript has 3 exons. Gene Ontology annotation, molecular function: protein binding; protein-arginine N-methyltransferase activity. Bases 31 to 1014 code for a protein of 327 amino acids. Gene Ontology annotation, cellular component: cytoplasm; nucleus.